AUGGAAACUAACUAUGCAGAGGUGGCUUUGCAAAUUAGAAACAUGUCCUGGGAAUUUGUUGGUAUCGGAGGCGCUCUCAACGGCCAUGCCUGCAGGAGCGCCUCACUGCUCGUGUGCUCUCCCUGGCUUCGCGCCUCAAGAUUUGAUGGCGUAGCGAGUCGCUUUGCCUUCCGCAGAGGAGCUACGGGGGUGGGAGCUUGCGAGCAAGCCAUGAAAACAGCCCGCAUUUUCCGCGUUACGCGUGGCAACAACGCUCCAGGCCACUACCAAAGCAGCACAAACACUGGGGUGGCAGGUUCUGGACGGUGUCUGCACACUCCCGAUAUCAGCUCGUUGCUCCAAGAUGCGCAGCUGCUGCACCCUCUGCUGCAACAGCUGAAGCGGAGGACCUUCUUCCGCAUUUUCAAGCUGAACAUCAAGCAGAAGACUUGUGCAGACACCCCAGCAGCAGCAGCGGAUUUGGUGACUGACGAAGAUGAAGGAAAGUGUGAAGCGCCAGAAAAGUGCGGACUCUGCACAUGCAGCGACGAGCAAGUGCCUCUCAGCUGGAAGCAAAAGCCGAUAGAAGACUUUGUGGACAGGAGACACGCAGCGGCGCAGCCUCCCGUGUAUGUAGACUUGAUGCGAAAUCCUCCAGGGUAUACUGAAUACCAGGGGGGCCCUAUAUGGGAUGCUUUGCAGCACCAGCUAUUUCGACUGCAGCAGCAAGAGCUGCAGCAGAACUACCAAGGAGAUGCGAGAACGUGCGGCACUGCAGCCAAGCUGUCUUUGAUCCUCUCUGGCAUGCAAUCCAACAUCUCAGCCCUCGCUGGGGAAUACUACUACUCGAAUUUCUCGCAGCUUCACCAGCAGUCCGAGCAACAAGAUGCCGUAGAAACGCCUCUUCCCCCCACCCCUGCGCCUUCCGUCUCCUUCUUCCUUUCGCGCUUUGCUCGGCAUCCUGAGAGGCUUCAGAGUCUCUUCUUCACUUUCGCCUUCAUCCUGAAGGGUGUCUGCCGACUCACAGAUGUUUUGCAGGAAUGUAGCUGCGAGACAGGAAACACGUCAGACGAUUUGCCCGCCCGUGCAGAAUUGCUGCAAGUCCUCAAUGCAACUGCCUCUCAGCUCUCUGCAUGCAACAGCCCUUUGGCAGGUGGUGGUUGUGUGUUGCGCAGCCCCUUAGGCUUCCUGGAGUCUGCCGAGAGCAUCGAGUCGCUGCUGCGUUGCGUCUCCUGCGAGAAGUGCCAGCUGCAUGGCACCAUCAAACUCACUGCACUCAGGCUUGCUGCAAAAGCUGCAACAGAAAACACACCUCUAACACAUUUGGAGAGGAACGAAGUGACGGCCACUCUGAACGCCUUGUACUACUUCGCUGAUUCGAUCUUAGCAGUGGAGCGCAUGCGUUUCAGGCGUAGUAGCAGUACCGAGAGCAUACUCCCCAGCUCAUGCAUUUCAGAUGCCCCUGCAGCACCUCCCUUAUUUACAACUGUAUUCAAUGCUUUCCAGUUUUAA
Messenger RNA from Cyclospora cayetanensis, 1491 nucleotides. Its product is annotated as endoplasmic reticulum oxidoreductin-2. Gene Ontology annotation, biological process: protein folding in endoplasmic reticulum. The record is from RefSeq and is a predicted model, not a curated record. Bases 1 to 1491 code for a protein of 496 amino acids. Gene Ontology annotation, cellular component: endoplasmic reticulum; endoplasmic reticulum membrane. Gene Ontology annotation, molecular function: protein-disulfide reductase activity; FAD binding; thiol oxidase activity. The transcript has 9 exons. NCBI's taxonomy places the organism in Eukaryota, Apicomplexa, Conoidasida, Eucoccidiorida, Eimeriidae.